Eucalyptus grandis is the source of this 2544-nucleotide messenger RNA. RefSeq lists its product as uncharacterized. Lineage: Eukaryota; Viridiplantae; Streptophyta; Magnoliopsida; Myrtales; Myrtaceae. Gene Ontology annotation, molecular function: protein histidine kinase binding; histidine phosphotransfer kinase activity. The transcript is spliced from 5 exons. Gene Ontology annotation, biological process: phosphorelay signal transduction system; phosphorylation; cytokinin-activated signaling pathway. The record is from RefSeq and is a predicted model, not a curated record. Bases 2005 to 2370 code for a protein of 121 amino acids. Gene Ontology annotation, cellular component: nucleus; cytoplasm.
UUUCAACAUAUUGAUUACCUAAUAAAGAUAUCUGGACUCAAGGAUGUCGCCUUAGAUGGAAUAUGAGUUGGUUCUCCUUAGGUACAGCAAUUUACCACAAUGGUAUUAUCUGCAUUUUGGCUGGGGUAAUGGGAUAACCAUCCAGCUGGGUUUCCUCUUAUGGUUCGGAAUGCUGUACUAAGAUCAAGUCAAGUUACUGAAAAAGGAACUCGUAUUAGCUUAACAUGCCAGCGAAGUUCUAUCAAUAAUUUUCCCACAUAAUGUAAUUCUUUUGCUAAACUUGCUCGACGUCAUUUCAAAUUAAAAUAAUUUCUUUUUCACGGUAAUAAUAUGCAUUUAAAUGAAUAUGUACUUAGCUAUAGAAAGUCUCUACAUGAUAAAUUUUCUCUUUAACCUUUACGAUGUUUCUUACAACAGGAUCACCAAUGAGAAGAAAAUAAAGAACUUAUUUCGAUCUCUUCUCCAGCUCAUAUAAUAUUUUUGGCAUAUAUAUAAUAUAUUAAAAAUCAAAGUGCGAUCGGUUUAUGAAGUUUCUAAAGGACAUCUUAGAAAUUUAACGUGAAAAAUAAUUCAGUAUGAAAAUUAAAGAAAAUGCGAAGAAAUUCAGCAAAACAUGGUUUUGGUAAUGUCCCAGAUCUUUUUUUCAAUUGUUUUGGUAAUGUAUCCGAUUUUUUUCUCCUCAUUUGGUAAUACAAGAAUAUUUGUUGGAUAAGUAAUAAGUACAGUCCAAAAAGGGAAAAGAGAGUAAUUAGGAAUCCACCAAAAAGACACCUCAACUAGAGGUGCAUGUACUACAAAUGGCAAAAACGCGAAAAAAGGUAAGAUAGGAUUUGGCCUUCCCUCAUUGUUACCAGUGAAAUCUUGUCUAGAUCAGUCUGUCAUGGACAUACUUGUAUUGUCAUACGUGUGAGCCUCACGUGGGAAUCACUAGAUCAAUCGAUUCGAUUGCCUCAAUCUACUAUGGAUUGAGUCUAGGCAAGAGUUCCAACCAUAACAUCUCUCCGUUACAACGAAAUAGACCUUAAGUGCACCAUUUGGUGAGAGGAGCUAAACCAUUUUCAUGCGCUUCCCUCUCAUUACCAGCUUAAAAACGGAGAAGUGAGGCGUUAGACAGCCAGCCUUGGCAGAUAGCCCGGCCAUUGAAGAGGCAGUUACUCCCAGUUCCACACACUCACACAUAGCAUGCACGGCCUUCCCUCCUUUAUUACUCUUCUUUUGUCUCUUUUUCUCAUUUUCAGCCUCAACGUCAGCUCAGUUCCCCAGCUUUGCUAGUGCAAUCGCCUAUAUAAACCGGCUCUUGGUCACUCACACAAUCUACACAGCCCUCAUUAAGAUUCUCUUCGAAUCCACUUUCUCCGCUUCUGUUCGUGCAAAAGAUCUUUAGGUUCUGUGUGUCUGAGCAAUGGCCGACCAAGUAGAUGCUCUUGUUGACGAGCUUUAUGCAAUGUUCACCCCCCUCGAGGAACAAGUAUCCUGUUAUCCUUUUUUCUUUGAAUUUUUGCAUCUGAAAAUGAAACAGUGUUGUUUGUUGUAUUAAUUUUUUUUGGCCAAAGUUGUUUAUUUCAUUCGAGGGUGAAUGAAACCACCAUUUCCUUGGUUUGCAUAUGUAGGGAAAGGGUAGAAUCUUUUCAGGCUAGUGACAUUUGAAAAUGUUUUGCUAGUUUCAACUAAAGAAGAAAAUAGCCUUUUUCAUAACAAUUUUCCGGCUUUGAGUGAAACAUCGGCAAAUUGAAACCGUUUGUUUCACCAGUUCCAAUUUGAGAAAACGGUAGCCUUUUCAUUUAAACAAGCUUUUUGGUUUUGAAUGAAGCAUAGACGGAUUGAAAAUGUUUUGUGAAGGUUUAACAGAUGUCAUUGUGAAAUAGUGCAGCAAAGAAUUGACAGAUAUCAUAAACUCAAUUCAAAUCUGUUAUAUGCAGCAAGUUCAUCGAAUUCUAAUUUAUUUCUCUUGUGUUGAUCUUUUACAAGGGCCUGCUGGAUGAACAAUUCACCGUCAAUUAUGAGAUGAAACCGGAUGAUGGCUCCAUGCAUUUCAUAGAGUUGGUCCAGUCGUUUCAUAACCAUAUUCAAAGGGCGAUGACAGAUCUCGCCAUUGCUCUGGAACAUCCUUCUGUAAACUAUACAGAUAUACGUGAGCACCAUGCAAAGAUCAAAAGGAAAGUUAGUAGCUUUGGUGCUUCAGCGCUGAACCUGCCGCUUGAGGUGCUGCGACUUGGUGUUGCUUCUUCCUCCAAGGAAGAGUGCGACUUUGCGCUGCUUCGUAUACAUCAAGAGUACCAUAAACUCCGUCCGCACUUGGAUACCAUUAUUGAGCUCGAGCGCAGGAUCGUUGAUCUUGAUCACAACCUGAGAGGGCCAGGGGACAACUGAUAUUGGGUGACCGGUGUCUCAUCAAAGUUUGCCAGCCCCAAGUAAUGAAGCAAUAAUGGAGGAGUUUUUAAGUGUCUAAUAAAAACUUAUGGUCUAGUUGUGUCUUGUUUGAGCAUCUGAACUUGCUCUCCUUAUGUUGUUUCUGUUGUUUCCUAUCUGAGCAACCAAACUUGC